GCGUCUGGCGUAUUGUGUGCCAUUACUAUUUGCCGCGCCAUAAUCAACUGUUUUUUGUUUUGACAGCUAAGCUGUGGGGAGAGAGUUAGCGAAACUUUGUUGUUAUUUGUUGUAUAAUUUCAGUAGUCAGUGGCACAGGAGGAGUAAAGAAUUUCCAAAAAUGUUGCGUCAAGCCUUGAAUGCAUCCCGAACUUUGGUACGCGGCCGUGGUUUCAACACAUCGCCACAACUUAAGCAGGGUAUCAAUAACCACGAACCCAAUGGUCUGGAAAAACGUUUUUUGGUAUGGACUGGCAAAUUCAAGAGUGUCGAUGAGGUUCCCAAUUUUGUAAGUCGCGAUGUCAUGGAACGUUGCCGCAACACAAUCCGUAUUCGUUUGGCCAACAUUAUGAUGGCCCUGACCGUUAUCGGCUGCGGCAUUAUGGUCUACAGUGGCAAGGAGGCCGCCAAGCGUGGUGAAUCGGUUACCAAACAAAAUCUCGACUGGCACAAGCAGUAUAAUGAGAAGUAUGCUGGCAAAGAAGCAAAGGAAUAAAGGAGGUGCCUACCAGAACUAGAAGUUGAAAGUAUAUUUUUUAUAUUUAGAUACUCACUCUCAUUGUAUAUAAUACAAAUGCGCUGUUAUCUUUGUUUCGAAAAAAAAAGUUAUACAAAUAAAUGUCGAAAACGUGUGCUUAGAAUGAGAACGAAA
This is a messenger RNA of Musca domestica (house fly), 691 nucleotides long. RefSeq names its product UPF0389 protein CG9231. The coding region runs from base 161 to 535 and encodes 124 amino acids. The record is from RefSeq and is a predicted model, not a curated record. The transcript is spliced from 3 exons. Lineage: Eukaryota; Metazoa; Arthropoda; Insecta; Diptera; Muscidae.